AUGGAUGCCGACGGUGCACGAGGACGAGACGAACGCGACGCAAUCUACAAGCACGCAGAAACCCUCUCAAAGAUGAUGGUCCUUCAGGUCCGGACAGCGGAGGAGGUAAGCAAUGCCUCGUUCAAGGAAACCACAGCCCCGUCGGACUGGAUCCACUAUCAUGGACACGCACUGUUCAACAAGCGCGACGUCCUUCGAUCAUGCCUUGUCCUGGCCAGAGCUCUGGAAGAAGCGCAAGCCUUGGCGGACACAACACAUCUAUCUGCCACCGAAGCCUCAAACGCCAGCAAGAAUCUCACCGUUUCCGCUCCACAUGCGACGACGGUCGUUGCCUGCGACUCCGGCACCCAAGUCAUUGCGGUCCGGGAUGAGCCUCUUGGGAUCAUUCCAGCACUACUUUAUGCUGGAGCAACAUCCGUCAUUGGAACGCUCUGGCCGGUCGAGAGUGCCGCUGCGCAGCGAUUUAGCGAAUCAUUCUAUUCAAAUCUGCCGACGCAGAUUGAGGCUAAGCCAGACGAAAGUGAUGGUGCUGAACCUGGCGCAGGCGCUUCGAAGCACCAUCUGUAA
Molecule: messenger RNA, 567 nt
Organism: Cladophialophora bantiana CBS 173.52
Lineage: Eukaryota; Fungi; Ascomycota; Eurotiomycetes; Chaetothyriales; Herpotrichiellaceae
Exons: 3
Coding region: 1-567 (188 amino acids)
Source: RefSeq, a predicted model, not a curated record